CUGUUCGCGACGGCGCGCGCAUUGGUAUCCAUAAACGUCAACGAAUCCGAUAGCUUUUCGGGGUCAUACGUAUAAGCGGCUCGUUUCGACUCUUCCGAGACACAUACCGGAUCGACUAUAUCUAUCUCCAAAUUGAAAAAGCACCUAUGUGUGUUUCUUUACAACCUACCCGUACCUGAUUGACACGACUUCACCCCGCAAAGCGCAACUCUCAAAAUGGGGAAACUCAUCCGCCUCGAGCUCUUCAACUUCAAGUCCUACAAGGGCCAUCAUACCCUUCUGUUCGGCGACUCAUACUUCACCUCCAUCAUUGGGCCCAAUGGAUCCGGAAAAUCAAAUUCCAUGGACGCGAUCUCCUUCGUUUUAGGAAUCAAGUCAUCUCAUCUUCGUUCAACGCACCUCAGAGACCUCGUGUACCGUGGUCGCGUCCUUAAGACCUCGAAAAUCAACGAUGACGGAUCAGCGGAUGCGCCGGCAGCAAAUGGCGACGCAAAUGGAGAUGCGAAUUCCGAUGGCGAGGGUGCGGACCUACAGAGAUCCGAGCGCAAUGAUCCGAAGAGCGCAUGGGUUAUGGCGGUCUACGAGGAUGAUGCUGGAGAUGAACUGAAAUGGAAGCGCACAAUCACAAACCAGGGGGCUAGCGAAUACAGAAUCAACAACAAGGUCGUCACGGCCCAGCAAUAUAAUGAAGCCCUCGAAGCGGAAAAUAUUCUCAUCAAGGCACGGAAUUUCUUGGUCUUCCAAGGUGAUGUUGAAGCCAUCGCGUCGCAAUCUCCGAAAGACCUUACCCGCCUGAUCGAGCAGAUCUCUGGAAGUUUGGAACACAAAGCUGAAUACGAACGUCUGGAAACUGAGGCUCAAGAGGCGGCAGAAAACCAGAACAACAGCUUACAGCGUCGCCGAGGCAUCAAUUCCGAGAUUAAACAAUAUCAGGACCAAAAGAAGGAGGCGGAUAACUUCCAGGCCAAGGCGGACGAACGUGACGACGCGAUUGUCAAGCAUAUUCUGUGGAAAUUAUACCACUUUCAAAAGGUCAUCGACGAAUCGUCGGAGGAGAUCGCAAAACAUCAGGAGGAGCUAAAGAAGUUCCGCUAUGGAAUAAGGAAAUACGAAGCUGAACUUGAUGAGGCGCGGAAAGAGCAUGCUCGCACACAGAAGGAAGUGGGUAAGGUUGAACGUGGCAUCAAAAGCAAGGAGAGGGAUGUCGAGCACAAGAUGAACAGUCUCGUCCCCAUCGAUGAAAAGGUAGAGCACGUCCAAAGGGAGACGGCGAAAGUUGAGAAGCGCAUUAGCGACCUUACGAAAGAGCGUGACAGCCAACUUGCUGGAAUACAGAGUGCCAAGAAGGAGCUUGCACUUGUGGACAAAGCGCACAAACUGUUCGAGACACAGUGGAAAGAGCAGAUGAAGAAACAGGGCAAGGAACUCAGCGCGGAUGAUUUGAAGGAGUACAACAAGCUCAAGGCCCAGGUCAUCAACCAGUCGUCAACAAAUCAAGCUAAAUUGGACAACCUAUUGAGGCAGCUGAAGACCGAUGAGAUUACUGUCAAUUCACUGAAGAGCAAGGUGCAAUCAUCGCAAUCGCAGGUGGAGAAACUCGGUCAGGAAGCUAGCCAAAUCACUGAGAGAAGGGAUGCUAUGAAGGUUUCGAUGAAGCAGAUCACGAAAGACAUCGACGGCAAGAAAAAGGAGUACAAUGUUCUGCAGUCCGAACGUCUACGUGUCAACCAGAAGCGCACAGAAAUCGAAGAGAAGAUUGAGGAUAUCGUCAAGAAACUCGACUUUGCGAAUGAUGGGAGGCGCCAGAACGACAGGGAGGCCAGAACGAAGGAGAUCGUGACGGCGCUGAAGCGCAUAUACCCUGGUGUUCGUGGCCGAAUCGGUGAACUCUGUAAGCCAAAGCAGAAGAAAUUCGACGAAGCAGUCAUCACUGCCUUGGGCCGCGAUUUCGAUUCUGUGGUCGUUGAUACCGAGAAGACCGGAACUGAAUGCGUUCAGUAUCUGAAAGAUCAGCGCCGCGCCCCAAUGACGUUCAUCCCCUUGGACAACAUCAAGGUUAAUGCGGUUAACUCUAACUUGAAGGGACUCUCAAAGGCACGCCUGACAAUUGACACCAUUGACUUUGAUUCUACGCUUGAACGAGCCAUGUCAUAUGCUUGUGGUAACUCGAUCGUGUGUGACGACCUUGCCACAGCCAAGCAAAUUUGCUACGACAAGGGCAUGCAAGUGAAGGCUGUAACACUGGAAGGUUUCGUCAUUCACAAGGCUGGUUUGAUGACUGGUGGUCGUGGCGCCGAGGGCAAGGGCGGCAAACGUCGCUUCGAAGAACAAGAUGUUCAAAAUCUCGAGAAGAUGCUCGAGAAGAUGAAGACGGAGCUGGAUAGUCUGCCCAAGGCGAAUCGCAGAGGUGCCGCUGAAGAGACUCUGCAAAGUGAUCUGUCAGGCCUUGAGCAAAGGCUGGCAUACACCAAGAGUGAACUCGCUGCAUUUGAGCAAAACCUUGCAAGCAAGAAGAAGGAGCUUGAUUAUGAGAAGCGACAGCUCAGUGAUAUUCAACCGAAGUAUAAAGAGCAAGCUGGGUCCUUGCAGACUCUCCAGGAGUCUGUCCAGAACUUCAAGGAUGCAGUCUCCAAGGUUGAGGACAAGGUGUUUGCUGGGUUCUGUCAGAGACUUGGUUACGAUAACAUUCGUGACUACGAAGUCCAGCAGGGCACAUUGGAACAAGAAGCUGCUCAAAAGCGGAACGACUUCGAACUUCAGAAGCAGAAGCUCACGAGCCGAUUGACUUGGGAGACGUCUCGUGUCGAUGACACUAAGGCUCGCCUCAAGCGCCUUGAAGACCAGACAUUCUCCCUUUCUCAGGACAUUGACACGUACAAUUCCUCAAAGGAAAAGCUGGAAGAAUCACUUGAUGUCGACAAUGCCGAAAUCGAGGUCUUGAAAGAGCAAUUGACGGAGGCAAAGCAGAAGUCCUCCAAAAAGAACGAAAAGGUCGUCCAAGCCCGCGACGAACUGCAGAAGCGAAGCAAGAAUGUGGACACUGUGCAGAGGGCUAUUUCCAGCUUGGAGAGCGAAGCCCAACGUGCCGCGGCCGGUCGCUACGCGCAGCUUCGUCGCUGUAAGCUCGAGCAGAUUCGGAUCCCAUUAGCCGACGGGUCUAGCGACCUGGAAAGCCUUCCUGUCGAUAACAUGCCUGAUGUCGACCCCGAUGCAAUGGACGUUGACGAGGGUGACGCAGUCGACCCGGUGCUGAUCAACGAUGGCAUCCAGAUCGACUUUGACGAACUGGACGAGGACCUCACCGAAUCAGGAGAAGAGCACAUCGAAGAGACGCUCCUCUCGCAGAUCGCAGCCCUCAACGCCGCUCUCGAGAAGCUCAACCCCAACAUGCGCGCUAUCGACCGUCUCGAAGCUGUCGAAGCACGCCUCAAGACUACAGAGCAGGACUACGAAGACGCGCGCAAGGCAGCUCGCGACUCUCGAGACGCGUUCUUGGAGGUGAAGGAGAAGCGCUUUAAUCUCUUCAACAAGGCCUUCUCCCACAUCUCGGAGCAGAUCAGUCACGUCUACAAGGACCUCACGCGCUCGGCGGCGUACCCGCUGGGCGGGCAAGCCUACCUCGAUAUCGAAGACUCGGAUGCGCCGUACCUCUCCGGUAUCAAGUACCACGCCAUGCCGCCGCUCAAGCGUUUCCGUGACAUGGAGCAUCUCUCCGGUGGUGAGAAGACUAUGGCGGCGCUGGCUCUCCUCUUCGCGGUCCACUCGUAUCAGCCGAGUCCGUUCUUCGUGCUGGACGAGGUGGAUGCUGCGCUGGACAAUGCGAAUGUGGAGAAGAUCCGGAAUUACAUCCGUGAGCAUGCCAAUCCGGGGAUGCAGUUUAUUGUGAUUAGUUUGAAGACGGGCUUGUUCCAGGGGAGUGAGAGCUUGGUGGGGGUUUACAGGGACCAGGAUGCUAAUUCGAGUAAUACGCUGACGCUUGAUUUGCGUAAAUACCAGUAGUGUAAAUCGUUGCUUCGAUGACAAGGGGGAGAAAUGGGAUGGCGUUAAAUGGCUUGUGCUGGGUUCGCAUAUAACUUUGCUAUAUUUUUUGCUGCACACGGCAGAAGCGUACUUGUAUUUAAUCAUGGCUAGAUGAUGAGACCAUGAAAGUCCUAGAUACAUAUAUCCACACCAUGAUCUGCUCGGCGUUAGGCUGGUUUGAAUAUCAUAAAAAGUUCGCACA
Molecule: messenger RNA, 4222 nt
Organism: Pseudogymnoascus verrucosus
Lineage: Eukaryota; Fungi; Ascomycota; Leotiomycetes; Thelebolales; Thelebolaceae
Gene: SMC1
Product: chromosome segregation protein smc1
Exons: 4
Coding region: 217-3999 (1260 amino acids)
Biological process (GO): sister chromatid cohesion
Cellular component (GO): nucleus; chromosome; cohesin complex
Molecular function (GO): ATP hydrolysis activity; ATP binding; protein binding
Source: RefSeq, a predicted model, not a curated record